Molecule: messenger RNA, 992 nt
Organism: Polyodon spathula (Mississippi paddlefish)
Lineage: Eukaryota; Metazoa; Chordata; Actinopteri; Acipenseriformes; Polyodontidae
Product: transcription factor A, mitochondrial-like
Exons: 7
Coding region: 144-983 (279 amino acids)
Molecular function (GO): transcription cis-regulatory region binding
Source: RefSeq, a predicted model, not a curated record
GCUGUGUGACCUUCCCCCACAAUGCAUCUGGACCAUAACAGUUCCCAGCGCCUAAACUUGACUGACGUGACACAGGCAUGCAUUAAAGCUGGGGAAGAGCUUGUUCUUUGUUAUUUUUUUAUUAUAAAUAUAUUUCUUCAAAGAUGACCACUUUAAUUUCAUGUGGUGCUGGAUUUUUUGCGAAAGCUUUGGGGCUCCAAAGUAGUCGAUUUCUUGCAAGGUGUACCUGUGUGUGCCCAACAGUGAGAGGGGUUUCUUUCAGCACAAGCUCAGGGGGACCUCCAAAAAGGCCACUGACUGGUUAUCUUCGAUAUGCAGUUCACCAGUGGCCUACAGUGGCAAAACAGUAUCCAGAUGUGAGGAUUGUGGAAAUAACUAAAAAGAUUGCACAAGAGUGGAGAUUGCUGUCACCUGAACAAAAAAAGCCAUAUCAGGAGGCUGCACUUGCAGCAAGGGAGGUAUAUAAAGAAGAAAUGACAAAAUUCAAAGAACAGCUAACGCUUGCCCAGGCAGCAGCAUUGAAAGACGAGAAGCGGCAGAAACUAGUCAGGAGAAGAGCAAUAAGGAAGAAGCGGGAGCUUACAAUGUUAGGCAAGCCCAAACGACCAAGAUCUGCAUUUAACAUCUUCAUGUCUGAACACUUUCAAGAAGCUACAGGAGAAUCAAUGCAGGCCAAGAUGAAGAACUUGCUCGAAGACUGGAGCAAACUGCAUACUGCACAAAAAGAGGUCUACAUGCAACUUGCAGAAGACGAUAAAAUCCGGUAUAAAAAUGAAAUUAAGUCGUGGGAAGAACACAUGGUUGAGGUGGGGCGUGAAGACCUCAUUCGCAACAGGAAGAAGACGAAACCCAAGAAGUCGGUAAAAGCAAAAGGAAAUAAAACCAAGAUCAAAGUGGUUUCAGAAAGCAAAGGCACUGAAACGCCUGCAAGCACACCUGGUACUAGAGAGUCAACCAGCAGGGCUAACAAGACUGAGGAGUAACAGUGAAGA